UGUCCUUAGGUUGUUGAGCACACACAUAUGAUCUGAUACAACAACUUAAAAUAUUGUGUGGUUGGAGAGAUGAUGAUGAAUGGUGUAGUCUAUGUGGUGUUGGUGGUGCAGGUACUUGCAUGGACCAGCAGUGCAGUGGUGGUGGCAAGUGGGAAGUGCAUUGAGAGUGAAAGGCAAGCUCUGCUUUCUCUCAAACGUGGCUUCAAUGCCAGGGAUGAUGACGAUUGGCUGUCUUCAUGGGGAGAUGGGGAGCAGCAGAAGGAGUGUUGCAUCUGGGAAGGCGUCAAGUGCAGCAAUGUAACUGGUCAUGUUCUCAUGCUUGAUCUCCAUGGUUAUCACUUUGCUGGCUCCAUAAGCCCAUCACUGGCUGAGUUACAUUAUUUGAACUAUUUGGACCUUAGUUUCAAUAAUUUGGUUGGAGGAUUCCCACUUCAACUCACAAAUAUGUCAUUCUUGAGAUAUUUGGAUCUUAGUUUUAAUACCUUCGAUGAAAUAAUACUUCCUCAGCUUGGAAAUCUCUUAUCCUUGGAGCAUCUUGAUCUAAGUGGAAUUGGAUUCAGCGGAACCAUUCCUCAUCAUUUCAAAAAUCUUUCUCGUUUACAGUAUCUCCAGCUCGAUCCUUACAAUGAGAACUACUUGUUAAGUUCUGAUUUGCAAUGGCUAUCUCAACUUCCAUCCUUGAGGCAUUUCUCACUUAGUCAGGUUAACCUCAGUGGUGCCAGCAAUUGGCAACGACAAGUGAGUAGCCUUUCUCAUCUUCAAUAUUUAGACUUGAGUCAUUGCAAUCUUGUUGAUUCCAUGUCCACUUCAUCACUUGCAUCCCCUGCUAAUUUCUCCACUUCUCUCUCAUAUGUGGAUAUCUCUCACAACUCUCUAAGGGAUGCAUCCUUCAUAUUCCCAUGGUUAAUGAAUUCCACUAGCAGCCUUGUUACUCUCAUAAUGAAUGAUAAUGGUUUAACAGGAACCAUUCCACUAUCUUUGUUUCAUAGUUGCAAUUUGGCAAACCUAGAUCUAUCCAAGAAUAAUCUAACAGGGGAGUUUCAUGAAUGUAUUCGAAUAUUUUCUCAUUGUGCUCAUAAACCCUUACAAAUCUUGGAUCUGGGAUCGAAUGAAAUUACAGGAAUGGUGCCUGAUCUCUCACAUCUUUCAUCGUUGCAAAAGUUACGACUUGAUAACAACAGAUUAAAUGGGGCCAUACAUGAAGGCAUUGGGCAACUAUCCAAUUUAAGUGAGUUAAGUCUUGGAAAUAACUUAUUGCAUGGUUUGAUAUCUGAAACUCAUUUCUCAACACUUUCCAAUCUUCACACUUUGGAUUUGUCUCAUAAUGCGUUGGUUUUUAAUAUUAGCGCUGAAUGGGUUGCCCCGUUCGAUUUACGUAUCAUUAACUUGGCUUCUUGCAAUUUGGGGGCUAACUUUCCGAGAUGGCUUCAGACCCAAGUGAAUAUUGGGCACUUGGAUAUUUCACAAGCUCAAAUAUCUAGCUCAGUUCCUAAUUGGUUUUGGGAACGUUUUUCUACGAUAUCGUAUUUGAAUCUUUCUCACAACCAUAUUAGAGGAAAAAUUGAAGGCUCCGUUCCAGGCAAUAAUAUUGUAAGUCUUCAAACAAUUGAUUUAAGCUUCAAUUUAUUUGAAGGCCCAAUUCCAGCAUUCCUUUCAUCUGCUUCACAACUUUUAUUGUCCAAUAAUAGAUUCUCAACUGUAAAUCCUUUUUUAUGUGCAAACUCGUGGAAAUUCACAAAAUUUAUGGAUUUGUCAAACAACUACCCUAGAGGACAACUUCCGGAUUGUUGGAUGGGUUUUGAAUUCUUGGUUCUUCUAGAUUUGUCUGAUAAUCAUUUUUAUGGAAAUAUGCCAAGGUCUCUGGGAUCAUUAAAAAAUAUCCAGUCAAUACAUUUAGGAGGGAAUAAUUUUUCAGGAGAGAUACCAUCAUCCUUGAAUAAUUGCACACAACUACAAGUUUUUGAUGCUGCUAACAAUCAGUUGUCUGGAACAAUACCAAGUUGGAUUGGAGAAAAUAUUGCAAAGCUACUUGUACUUAACUUACAUUCUAACAAGUUUCAUGGGAGCAUUCCAUUAAGUAUUUGCAAUCUUCAUCAACUCCGUGUCUUGGAUCUGUCUCUAAAUAUUCUCUCUGGCAAUGUACCUAAAUGCAUAAGUAAUCUUUCUGCUAUGGCCACUCAAGCAAAUCCAGAUGCAACCAUUAGCCAUGGCUAUAAUUAUGUAUUUGCCGCUUUCCAUGAUACUACUGGUUACUAUCAACUUGAAUUUCCAGGAUUUUAUAAUGAUAGUACUUCACUCAUGUGGAAAGGGAAAAUGUCAAAAUAUGGAAGCAUUCUAGGUCUAUUGAGAAGUAUUGAUUUCUCCAACAACAGGUUAACAGGGGAAAUACCAAGUGAGAUGAUGAGUCUUAUUGGCUUGGUUUCUUUAAAUCUUUCAAGAAACUUGUUUAGUGGACACAUUCCUCCAACUAUUGGACAGCUGAAGUCAAUAGAUUUUCUUGAUCUAUCCAGAAAUCAUUUGUCAGGAACAAUUCCUUCACAGCUUGCUCAGCUUGACCGUCUCAGUGUUCUUGACUUGUCAUACAAUGAUUUAUCCGGAGAAAUCCCACUUGGCACGCAACUUCAAACUAGGGAUGCCUCUGAUUAUGCAGGAAAUCCAAAACUUUGUGGUGCUCCUCUCAACAAAACUUGUCCCAUACAUGGUCAUCAGAUCAGUGAACAUGAAGCUGAUGGUGAUGAUGAACAAUUUGUAAGCGAGGGGUUCUACAUUGCUAUGGCUGCUGGAUUUGUUAUGGCAUUUUGGGGAGUUUGCUUCUCAUUGAUUUUGAAGAAAUCUUGGAGAUAUGCUUAUUUCAAGUUGUUGAAUGAUGUCUAUGACAAGCUCUAUGUAUUUAUAGCAAUUAAGGUGGCCAAAUUCAAAAGGAUCAGAUCUCAAGGAUGAAGGCAAAAGAUUUCACAAUAUCAUGUGGUGAAAAAGAGCUUCGCUUGUGAUAGUCAGGAUCUUCAUGCAUAUGUAUCCAUUUGGAAGGAGACCAAUAACAUAUAGUAAUGCAGUUAAUAUAAUAAGUGUUAUGUUUGCAUACUUUAGCCCUGUUUAGGUUUUCUGUU
Messenger RNA from Arachis ipaensis, 3107 nucleotides. Its product is annotated as receptor-like protein EIX2. Gene Ontology annotation, molecular function: protein binding. The record is from RefSeq and is a predicted model, not a curated record. NCBI's taxonomy places the organism in Eukaryota, Viridiplantae, Streptophyta, Magnoliopsida, Fabales, Fabaceae.